AUGUACGGCCGCGGAGGUGCCGGUAACAUCCAUCAGGCGAAGGAGAACAGUAAGAAAGCUGCAGAGGAUCUGGAGGCCAACCUACCCUCCUCCGCCGCACCCUCCUCAGGCACCAUGCCAUCAUCGACGGCAUCACAAGAUUACGCUCACAUGGGCCGUGGAGGCGCAGGCAACUGGUAUCAGCCAUCCGAGCUAUCCAAAGAAGGCAGAUUCACACAACCUGCCGAUGCGACGGCGACACCGACAGCUGCAAAGUCGCAGGUGAGCACACCCUGGCAUCCCGAGGGCCAGGAGAUGCCAAUUGCACGGUCAGGCCGAGGAGGUGCGGGGAACUUCGUGUGGAAGAGCGAGAGCGGGGAACCUGCGAAGAAGACAAAGGAGGCGGAGGAUGAAGAGGUGGAGAGGAAGAAGGAAGCUGUGAGUCAAGGAGUGGAAAGGGAUGUCGAGGCCGUGUUGGCGAAGCCGCCGGGUGUGCUUUUGGGGAGGGAGGUGGACAAGGGCGUGUAA
Molecule: messenger RNA, 507 nt
Organism: Plenodomus lingam JN3
Lineage: Eukaryota; Fungi; Ascomycota; Dothideomycetes; Pleosporales; Leptosphaeriaceae
Source: RefSeq, a predicted model, not a curated record